UUUAUUAUGCUUGUUUUGCAGGUAUUUGUGGGGGUAAAAGAUUUGAGCUGCAGCUGAAUAAAACAAGGGCUGAAAAUUGAAGGAUGGCAGCAAAUCCUUCAGGACAAGGUUUCCAGAAUAAAAAUAGGGUUGCAAUCCUGGCAGAACUAGACAAGGAGAAGAGAAAGUUACUUAUGCAAAACCAGUCUUCCACAAAUCACCCUGGAGCCAGCAUUGCACUUGCAAGAUCACCGCUUAACAAGGAUUUCCGUGAUCAUGCUGAGCAGCAGCACAUUGCAGCACAGCAGAAGGCUGCACUGCAGCAUGCACAUGCACAUUCCUCAGGAUACUUCAUAACUCAAGACUCUGCAUUUGGAAAUCUUAUUCUUCCUGUCUUACCUCGGCUUGAGGCAGAAUGAGGAAUGUUGUUUCUCAGAACUGCAAGAUCUGAUUUUUGUCCACAGCAGGAACUGUCUGACCUUUUAAUUUCUUUACUUAUCUUAAAAUCUUUUCUGGAUUGCCUUUUGGGAGCUCUAAUGAUGAAAAAGCAAUGUUGAACAGCAAUUUUUAUCCUGUAUUUCUAUUCCUCUGUCGGGUCAAAGUCAGAGAUAAGACUUCCUUGGUGUGUGAAGUGCAUAGCAUUUGCUCUUCCCUGUUUCUGUGCUUCCUUUAAAAAAUGUCCAAACCAGAAUCAUCAAGAGAUGCACA
This is a messenger RNA of Athene cunicularia (burrowing owl), 687 nucleotides long. RefSeq names its product INTS3 and NABP interacting protein (gene INIP). Gene Ontology annotation, cellular component: nucleoplasm; nucleus; SOSS complex. Gene Ontology annotation, biological process: DNA repair. The record is from RefSeq and is a predicted model, not a curated record. Bases 84 to 398 code for a protein of 104 amino acids. The transcript is spliced from 4 exons. NCBI's taxonomy places the organism in Eukaryota, Metazoa, Chordata, Aves, Strigiformes, Strigidae.